Rhodofomes roseus is the source of this 733-nucleotide messenger RNA. RefSeq lists its product as uncharacterized. Gene Ontology annotation, molecular function: peptidyl-prolyl cis-trans isomerase activity. Bases 104 to 538 code for a protein of 144 amino acids. The record is from RefSeq and is a predicted model, not a curated record. Gene Ontology annotation, biological process: protein peptidyl-prolyl isomerization. The transcript is spliced from 5 exons. NCBI's taxonomy places the organism in Eukaryota, Fungi, Basidiomycota, Agaricomycetes, Polyporales, Fomitopsidaceae.
GCCGCGCCACUUAUUAGGCCGAUGGCGCCCACUGGCAAGGACCACGUCGGCCUCGCCACAGCGCGACGUUGCACCCAACCCUCCUCAGCGACGCGUAUCCGACAUGAGACUCACACUCGUCGCUUUCUUCUUUGCUGCGCUCUUUGGCCUGCUCGUCUCGGCCGACGCGCCGGAGCCUCCAAGUGAUCUCGAGAUCCAGACGACGUACAUGCCCGCGGAGUGCCCGGUCAAGGCGACCAAUGGCGACAUCCUGAAGGUCCACUAUACUGGGAAGCUCUUCUCGAACGGCAACAAGUUCGACUCGAGCUAUGACCGCAACAAGCCGUUCUCUGUGACUCUCGGCAGGGGCCAGGUCAUCAAGGGCUGGGAGCUUGGUCUCCAAGGGAUGUGCGAAGGGGAGCGGCGUACGCUCACCAUUCCCCCGCAUCUUGCCUACGGAAACCGCGCCAUGGGCUCAGCGAUCCCGGCCAACUCAGCGCUCGAUUUCGACGUCGAGCUCAUGGAGUUGGAUGCUCGGGGCAAACGCGACGAGUUGUAGACAGUCCCCGUUGAUGUCAGCAAUCAUAUGCGACAAUGCAACGCUACACCGGUGUUCCUCAAAAUUCUCGACACAUGAGAACCAGAUGGAAGCAAGGUACAUACUCUGUAUGUGUAAGUGCAAAGGUAUUCGGUCUGUACCUAGUUUCUGAGGCAAACCGUUGAUAUGGCAAAUGCGACCGACUCUUUGACGACA